Sinocyclocheilus anshuiensis is the source of this 765-nucleotide messenger RNA. Its product is annotated as nucleolin-like. The record is from RefSeq and is a predicted model, not a curated record. The transcript is spliced from 3 exons. Lineage: Eukaryota; Metazoa; Chordata; Actinopteri; Cypriniformes; Cyprinidae. Bases 129 to 542 code for a protein of 137 amino acids.
AAGAUACUGAGGAACAAACAGGAGUUGCCCGCGCGGUUACAAACUUCAGUGUCAUUCAGGAAUUUCAGAAAGACGGAUCUACGCUACUACCUACUCCGACACAAACAUCAAUACCAGUGAAAUGAACAAUGCUGUCUACUCAGCUCUUCUAUGGAAAGAGGUCGACUGCUGUUGUGCCAGCUGACCCCGCUAUCAGUGAUGAUGAGGGCUCUGACGAUGUGGCAGACCCCGACUUCAUCCCACUUACCGACGAGUGCCCGAGUGACAUGGGCCCCUCUGCCAAGAGGAAGUGUGUGUGGCCUGCAGUGGAGGAGCUUGCGGAUGAGGAUGACGACAAUGAAGAGGAGGAGGACGAAGACCAGCCAGCACCACAAGCCAAGGGCCGAACAAAGAAGGGGAGGCCAACCACCUGGAAGAAGGUUGACCUGGACAACCAAAACCUGCCUGAGUACCAGCACGUUCCCCCUGACUUAAUUGAGACUCCAUAUAAUUACUUCAGUAAGUACUUCAGCCCCCAUGCCAUCAAGCAUAUAACAUACUAAACCAACUUAUAUGCAACCCAGAAUGACGUCAACACCACCUUCACCACCACUGAAGAUGAGGUGAGGACCUUUGUGGCCAUCCUGCUCUAAAUGGGGAUUGCUGAGCUGCCCUUCAUUGAUGACUACUGGGCAAUGGAGACCAGGGUCCCUCAAGUUGCAAACCUCAUGUCAUCUAAGAGGUUCAGGCUGAUGAGAAGGCUUGUCCGCUUUAAUGACAACACCC